UCUCACGCAUAAGAGAGCAGGAAAGAAGGAGUAUGCUGUUUCCUUUUUAGCAGCUUUUAAUCUUUAAGCAAAUGUAAUUUCCAGUGGCAGAGGGCAGAGCCCACUUCAGUGAGACCUCCCUCCAAACCCACCGGGAUCCUCUACUUCCACCCUGAGCAAAGCAGGCGCCUUCACAAAGGAGUAAAAGCCUCCCAUCUGCCUCUGGCGGCAUCGGAAUAGAGAUGUCUACGGGGAAGGUCUGUUGUCUGGUGCUGCUGACCCUGGGGGUGCUGGCGGUGGUUGUUGCACUUGUGGUCAUCCUGACUCAACCCAAGUGUGGUCCUCAGCACUACCUGCACGGCGCUGUGGCUGCUGACACUGAGACCUGCUCUGUCAUCGGCCGGGACAUCCUCAAAAGUGGAGGCUCAGCUGUGGAUGCUGCCAUCGCUGCCUUGAUCUGCACCGCAGUGAUGAAUCCUCAGAGUUCAGGCCUGGGUGGUGGGGUCGUAUUUACCAUCUAUAAUGCUAGCAGAGGAACAGUCGAGGUGGUCAACGCCCGUGAGAUGGUCCCACGAGUUUUUCUGCACAACUUAUUGUCUGGCUGUGCUUCUGGUUUCCCUAUUGGUCCCCGCUGGAUCGCUGUACCAGGAGAACUUCGGGGGUAUGAAGAAGCCCAUAAGCGAUAUGGACGCUUACCCUGGAAAGCCCUUUUUGAACCAACCAUCAAGGUCCUUUCAGAGCCACUUGUCAUUUCCCCAGUUAUGGAGAAAAUUAUUCAUCACCCAGCCUUUGCCAGUCCAGGAAAAAGCCUGUGCCCACUACUUUGUGAUGGUCAGAGGUUUUUGAAGCAUGGAGAGACUUUCAGGUGGCCAGCACUGCAGCAAACAUUGAAGGCUGUAGCAGAAAACGGAGCUACAGCAUUUUACGAGGGACAGAUAGGAAAGGCCCUGGUGGAGGACAUUAGGAAAGCUGGGUCUACUAUGUCACUGGAGGACCUUCAGGCAUACAAAGCAGAGGUGUCCUCAGCUCUGAAUAUUACCCUGAACAAUCACACCACAGUGUUUUCUCCUGGACCACCCAUGGGAGGUGCUGUGCUCCUGUUCAUCCUCAAGAUACUGGAAGAGUAUAAACUCCAUGAAGCAUCACUCGCAACAACCGAGCAGAGGGUAGAAACCUACCAUCGCAUCGCAGAGGCCUUGAAGUUUGGCAAUAUGCUAAAACCCACCGUGCGUGACCCAGCCUUUUCUGAAGCUCAGGAGACUGUGGGGCCCAUGCUGUCUGAUGAGCUUGCUGAGCUUGCCAGACACCGAAUAGAUGCCCGUGGUGACCACCCACUCACCCAUUACAACUUGUUGGAGCCCAUCUACAGCCACAGAUACAAAAGUAAGGGCACAAGUCACGUCUCUGUGCUUGCUGCAGAUGGCAGUGCCGUGUCCGCCACCAGCACCAUCAACUACCCGUUUGGCUCUUUUGUGUAUUCUAACCGAACUGGGAUCAUUCUAAACAAUGAACUUGCUGAUUUCUGCAUAGCAAACAGAAGCAUUAAACCAGGAGAGAAGCCUCCCUCAGCAAUGGUGCCUUCUAUUCUCAUCUCCAAGACAGGAGACAUGCUGGUGAUUGGAGGAGCAGGUGGAGGCUGGAUUAUCAGUGCUACUAGUAUGAACACUUCGCUGACAGAGAAAGAUUGAGAAGAUCAGAUCUGAGAGACAAGUUCAACACUACGGUUACCUGUACCAGCUGACACAGUAUUCGAGUGUUCAUGCUAGAGGCUUCUUGGAGAGAAGAGAAACUGUGUAAGCCAUGCCCCAGGGUUCCUGACAUCUUGCACUGGGACUUAAAAGUGAACAGUGGUUCCUGACCUGAGAUUCCACAUUGCUCAGAAUUUGCUCAGUGAAGCCUGCAGGAGGAUGUUUUUCGCCAAGCCAAGCCACCCUCCCUAGCUGCCCAAGGGGCCAACAACUCCCUCAAGAUGCACAGGAGAGGGCAUCUUGAGUGCUUGCACUCAAUCAGUUCAGUUCAGAGCACAGACUAUGAAGCUGUGAGGCUCAAAGCUUCCAGUGAGCCCAGGAGAAUGUGUUUCGAUCCGGGUUUGUCAAAGCACUUUGAGGUAGACAGUGUCACCUCUAGCUCCCUCAUCACGGAUCACGAAUGUGCUGCUGUGGACCUGCCAGAUGGAAGUACAGGAGGUAGGCCCAGGCUGUACAUCCCAAUUGGACUGGAAACCAACUUGCAGCUGGCAGAGAUUUUAAGGAAAAGAGAGGCUUAAGCAUGCUCUCCUGUAGGGCUGGACAUAGACAGUAAGGGUUUGACUGUAAGAAGAAGUGGAGGAGCACUGAAAACCCUUUAUGUUCAUAGUCACUGCCUGAGGUGGAUGGUCAGAGGCAUUGUUUGAGGAAGGGCUGGCUGCAGGGUAAGACAUGACCCAGACUCCCACUGCCUGACAGCAGGAGAAAUGUUCAAGGAGACUCUGCAAUUGCCCCAAGUGCAGGUAAGAUUAUCUUGAGGUACUUACAGCAUGAGAAAAAGCUGAGGAUUCAGAAAAUACAUUGCCAUCUGACAGAUUUACCCCAGCAUGUACUCUAAUUCCACCUUUGCUCAGACAUAUGGACUUUAAAAGACCGGAAUUUAUCUCCCGUUAAAGGUCAGGACCGAACAUUCCUAAAAUUGGCCGCAGUAUUUGCACCGUCAUGUAGCUGGAAAAACAUCAUCAGGCACAGUGAGUGCAGUCACUGGAGGGGAGACACGCUCCUCACAGAUGCUACAUUACACAAACACAGAGACUUUCUAAUUAGGUUGCAGUUACCCCAAAUUUCUCUGCAGAGAACAGCAACUGCUCUAGCUACUACGGUGAGACUGCUCUACCUACCAUAGUGAGGGAUUGCUUUCAAUUGACUCCUCUCUUGAUUUGAUGGCUGCUGCAAAGCCUUUCCCAAUAGGGAAUCCUUCUCUUGCCAACUUGAUGCUGGGCAGAAACAGGUUUUCCCAUGCCAGUUUGCCAUGGCGUUUGUGAGCCAGUUCGUACCCACGGAUUUCUCCUGGCACAGCAAUGGACAGUCCUCCUGGAGCAGAUGAGGAGUGCAUGUAUUAGCGUUCCAUGGCAAGAAAACAAAGUGACCAACAGAGUAUGAAGUAGAGCAGGCCUCUCUGUUCGCCCUGUUUUUAGGCAGGGAUUACUUACACUACAUAUACUACCAGCUCAUUUUAUGCAUACGACGUUAAUGGAAUCACUCUGUCUGACAUAAAUAUGCCUACGUAUUCUGGACUGCACCAGAUAGAGGUGGAAACACCUCUAUCCUCUUCCUGUUAACUCACGUUGUUGGGUCAUUUUCCCUCUGUACCAGAGAAAAGCUCCUCAGGACACAGAAGCUAUCAUGGCUGCCCGCAGUUUCCAGUCACUCAGAGGAGAACACACUACAGUACGAGGACACGACGUGCUUCAUCCAAAAACUUUUUUGCAGCAUUGUAACUACAAAUGCAAUAGAUUGAUUACUGCACUGCACAGUGAUGCAGCAGUUUGUUUCAAUCCUGUCUUUAUUGGCAUCUCCCUCAAGUUCAACACACUUCUCAAACCCCCUCCAAGAUGCUGUUCCUCCUUGGUUACAGGAGUGACCGUGAAGAGAGGUUGUUAGCACUUCUUUCUGGUUUUGAUUAGAAAACACUACCUUGAAAGGAAAUGAAUUCUUCUCUGGAGCCCCUCAACCAUUAAUUGAAGCCACCACAAAAGGUGUUUAGGGAGGACAUUAAACUGACAAGAACUAAGCCGAUCCACAAAGAUUUAUUCGAAGAGGUGGAAACAUAGAACAGGUCACACUCGGUGCUUUGGAUUCACAUACAUUUUCAUAAAAAGCAGAAAGUGCUGAGGUGAAUAACUAGUUUGAAGGGCAUUAUUUUUAGCUUGCGUUGUCAGGACAGAGUUUGCAGACUGUGUAAAUUAGAGGACAUUUCUAGGUGAGAAGUCCUGGAGAUAGGCAAGAACCUAACGUAUUCUUAAUUUAGACAUGUCAGUAGUAGCUGAUGUUGGCGUUAUGUGGUCCCCCCAAAGCAGUGAAAUAGCCUUUGCCAUACCUUUCAGAGAAAGCUGUGUGUUGUUCCCAAACAUGUCCUCCGAUGCUCUUUUUGGAGCCACCUCUCUUGCAUUAAUGAUUUCCACUUUUCCUUUAACGACAGCAAGGAAGACAGUAUUUAGGUCUGGACUCAAUACACAGGCACGGUCUCUGCUGAAGUCUGGUCAAUAUGAGCCAGUUUCUUGGCAACUGUUUUGAGGAUAGUGUGUUCCCCUAGAGGCUGCGAGAAUCAACCUUUUACCCUCAGUCAGGUAGGACAAAUCACCUGCUUUAGUAAAGAGUUAUCAAACUGUUACAGAUGUGUAUGGCCCUGUCUCUUACCUGUGCUGCUGUAGAUGGUAAAGAAGAGACCCCCUCCAAUGCCCAUGCUGUGAGCAUUCAUGAGUCCUAUACAGAGCAGAGCUGCAAUUGCAGCAUCCACUGCUGAUCCACCUUGUUGAAGGAUGUCCCUGUGCAGCAGAAGAGAAGGCAUCAUAUGGUGACAUGUUACAGUGUCUCAGCUACCUGUGAGCAGUAGAUUAAUCUCAUCAGAGCGGCUAUGGCAGAUUCUCUAAUGCCCAUUUUUUUAUAGGCUCCUCAGGAAGAGGAAGUUUUGAGCUUCUAUCAACUUAGAGAACAGAUCCUAAUAGUCUAGGUCCAGACCAGAUCAGCCCUCAGAGACACAUCCACAGUAGUUUGGAAACACCAAGAUGUGUCAAAGGGCAUGUGGGGACAGGCGUCCCAGAUACAUUCAUUACAUAUGAGAAAUGACAACGCUCGGAGGAGCCCGAAAUCUCAGCCUUUGCAUCUCGGGCUGCAGGAUAGCUUGAUAAAUGGAUUUUAAAAGGAGCUGGGAAAGCAUCUCUUGUUCCCAUUGUUCAUGCAAGAUCUAGGGGAUCUUUGCCUGCUAUGUUGUCUUUGAGCAACUGCAGUAACUUUGGUCAGGAAUGGUAAAAGCCCAGGUUUUAUUAUGGCCUCCUCUGUCUACAGGGAGUAUAGAGAUGAUCUGUGUUGGUCAACUGCCAGGCUUGCACCUGGACAUUGGGGAAACAACAGUUUUAUCUUGCGUCAGAGCUAAUGGGAGUCAAGGACAACCAGUAGGUACCUUCCAAUUAUCGAGCACUGCCCUGCGUCUGUAGCCACAGCCGCCCUCUUGUAAGUAUGUGUGUCCCCUGAGUCAGAGCGCAGUCCAAA
Molecule: messenger RNA, 5216 nt
Organism: Strigops habroptila (Kakapo)
Lineage: Eukaryota; Metazoa; Chordata; Aves; Psittaciformes; Psittacidae
Gene: GGT5
Product: gamma-glutamyltransferase 5
Exons: 11
Coding region: 222-1667 (481 amino acids)
Biological process (GO): leukotriene D4 biosynthetic process; inflammatory response; glutathione catabolic process
Cellular component (GO): plasma membrane
Molecular function (GO): leukotriene-C(4) hydrolase activity; glutathione gamma-glutamate hydrolase
Source: RefSeq, a predicted model, not a curated record